CGGCGCACGCGCACCCUGGCAAUCGUAACUUCCGCUGUGUCUACGUGCGGCGGACAUAUUAGCGUACUCUUCCGUUCUUCAAGGGUAUCUGAAGGCACCAGGUUAGACAACAUGUACCGGUUUGCUAAAGCUGCAGUCAACAUCACCGGUCAGGCCGCAAGGCAGGUGAGGCAUGGAUCCACCUCCCCUGAGAACUUCCACAGCAAGUAUGGCAACGGUCUGAUGGUCGGUGGAGGCGUUUUCUGCACAGCUGUGUGGGCAUACGUGCUCACUCAGACAGGCAUCACCUGGAAUCUGUCACCAAUUGGAAAGGUCAUGCCCAAAGAGUGGAGAGAGGCCGAGGAGUGAAGAGUACCAUGACGGACCUGCAUCCCACCUAAUAAACCUUCUGGUUGUACAGAUGAAUAAUGAAUAUCUGCGUGUUCAGACAGUGAAUGCCUAUGUUUAUUCCAACAUGUUACUAUGUCCAAUUAAAUUAAGUGAUUCUACUGA
Micropterus salmoides (largemouth bass) is the source of this 492-nucleotide messenger RNA. Its product is annotated as cytochrome c oxidase subunit 7B, mitochondrial. Lineage: Eukaryota; Metazoa; Chordata; Actinopteri; Centrarchiformes; Centrarchidae. The transcript is spliced from 3 exons. Gene Ontology annotation, biological process: mitochondrial electron transport, cytochrome c to oxygen. The coding region runs from base 112 to 348 and encodes 78 amino acids. The record is from RefSeq and is a predicted model, not a curated record.